Molecule: messenger RNA, 1701 nt
Organism: Botrytis byssoidea
Lineage: Eukaryota; Fungi; Ascomycota; Leotiomycetes; Helotiales; Sclerotiniaceae
Exons: 1
Coding region: 1-1701 (566 amino acids)
Source: RefSeq, a predicted model, not a curated record
AUGACAACGGAAUCAGAAAUCGAUUUUGCUACUCUGUUUGCUAAUUCUGCGACCAUAAAUUAUGACAAUAGUAACAAGGUCGCCGCAAAACCUCCCCAAACCUCCAGUGCCGAUGGAUUCGUAUCAAGUAAUGGAUUUCAACCUCCCACUCCACUUUCUAAUGAGAAUUCCACCUCCACAGAAACACCCACUAGACCUCAAUCCUCAGCAUUCUCUUCUCCCCUGUUUGAAUCCUCGUUAAACAACGCAUCUGAACCAAAUCUAUUCCGAUCUGACCUUGGUGCAUCAUUCACUUCAACACAUACAUCAAGUAAUAAUGGCUCUUCUUCUCGUCCUGCUUUUUCUUUCGCUCCUAACCCUGCUACCCCAUCUGGCUCACUGUUCGGGAAUACCUCCGUGCAUUCUCCGACAACGCCAAAUGCAAAGUCAAGACCAUUAUUUGGAUUCGCUUCAUCGAGCAACAAUCCGUCUUUCGGAAACAAGAGCUAUGUCCCAUCAACUUCUACAUCAAGACUCAAGAAACGAGUCCAAACUUCCACUCAAGUACCAGCUUUUGAUUUUCUUUCAACAGCUGCAAAUAAUUCGACCACUCUUUCAGUACCUCCUGCUGAACCAUCCCAAGAAUCUUCUUUCAACAAUCUCAGGUCAUCUACCGACAAAGGAACAAGCACACCCCAUGCACCUCGCACAUCUCACAUCAAAAUCGAUUCUCCCAAACCAGCACCCUCAAGUCCACCAACACCCAUCACUACCACAUCCUCCGAAAAUCUCAUUCUCACCCUUAAUCACGAUUCAAAUCUCAAAUCCGAGGACCUACGCCCACAGUAUCAAACCCUCCAAUUCUACCGAAAAUGGACUUCUCAUUUGAUAUCUCACCUCACUGGUAUUCCCAUAAUCCGCACUACACCCCCUCUUUCCCAUCGACCCGACCAUCCUAACGAACUCAUCCCCACUCAUCAUCUUAAUCAACUUCCCGAAAACGAGCUUGCCACCGCCAAAUCAGAGCUCGAGGCUCUAGUUAAACAUCUACUCACCCUCUCUCUUCCCUGCACCCCUCAAAUCAGAAAUACCAGUACCGAUAUCCUCCUAUACCGCCUGCACACUGCAACAUCAAAAUCUACCUAUUCUCGCUCUUACGGAUUUCGUUGCUCAGGCUGGACAGAUAGUCUCUACGCUUCCGGCGUAACAAGCGAAAGACAAAAGAACGGCCAAGCAUUCCAAGCCCAUUGUAAUGCCACCUCCAAUCCCAGUCCCUACAUCUCUGUAUCCACAUCCAUUGCACGACUUAUGAAAUUGCCCGCAUGGAAGAAAGAGGAAGAAGCGGAUAUCCGUAUAUUUGUUAUCUCACUGAACCGACUUGGACAAUUGGGCAUCAAAGCGCAAAGUACAGAGCUAUAUUUUAAUGAGUUUGUAAAUUCCCCAGGAGGGAAGAUUUCUAAGAAGAAUGGGGACAAGAAUCAUCUAUAUGUAGAUGGAGUGAGUUUUGUGACAGAUACUCAUUGGGUGGUAGAGGAAUGGAUACCGGAUCAGGCAAUUGUCAGUGAGAUGAAUUGUGAGGAGUUUUUUAAUAUAGCCGACAGAGAGGGGAUCAGUUGGGAGGAUGCCAGGAAUUACUCAUUGAAAGCAUUCAAAGCAGAAUUAGAGCCACGGAAAAUUGACUUGGAGAAGUGGCCUAAGAGAUACCCGGGCGGGAGGAACUAG